AUGGAAAACCAUCGAACUCGGAAGCGUUCUUUAGGUGGAUGCUACCGUCGUGGGUUGAUUACAGAUGACGCGUCGUCGGAUCUACUCUUCCCGGACCCGGUAUGCUUCAGGCACUCGAAACAUCUUGCGAGGCUUUUCGGCAAACACUUGGUCCACACAUGCGUUGUACGCUUCGAGUUGCCGCGCGCAAGAGUUGAUGCCUUUCCUGCCCGCAUCCGGGUCGCUCACUCCUUCGGGCUGCUUUCCAUGCUUGUACAGACACGCGAAGAAGGGUUCACCAACGGACUUGCAUGCUUUGGGGACGCGUGGAAAGUGCGGGCUCACGCGCAGUGCUGGCGCUGCCCCAUCGGCCGUUGUGUCCUGCGGCAUCUUGUUUUUGUGUGCACGGAAACUGGUGUUGAGGUAAAAAUAGCCAAUCAGAACACCGUACAAGAUUCAAUCGACUUUGAUUGGCUAAAAUAA
Aphanomyces astaci is the source of this 462-nucleotide messenger RNA. RefSeq lists its product as hypothetical. The transcript has a single exon. NCBI's taxonomy places the organism in Eukaryota, Oomycota, Saprolegniomycetes, Saprolegniales, Verrucalvaceae. Bases 1 to 462 code for a protein of 153 amino acids. The record is from RefSeq and is a predicted model, not a curated record.